Molecule: messenger RNA, 403 nt
Organism: Staurois parvus
Lineage: Eukaryota; Metazoa; Chordata; Amphibia; Anura; Ranidae
Source: the annotation of a GenBank genome assembly
GCAGAGAGGGGUGGAGGACACUGAGUGGAGGCCAGUGGAGGGAUUGGCAGAGAGGGGUGGAGGACACUGAAUGGGAAUCCAGUGGAGGGAUUGGCAGAGAGGGAUGGAGGACACUGAAUGGGAAGCCAGUGGAGGGACUGGCAGAGAGGGGUGGAGGACACUGAAUGGAGGCCAGUGGAGGGAUUGGCAGAGAGGGGUGGAGGACACUGAAUGGAAGCCAGUGGAGGGAUUGGCAGAGAGGGGUGGAGGACACUGAAUGGGAAGCCAGUGGAGGGAUUGGCAGAGAGGGGUGGAGGACACUGAAUGGGAAGCCAGUGGAGGGAUUGGCAGAGAGGGGUGGCAGAUACAGAACGAUUGACUGAAGAGGGAACAGCCUGCGAUUAGUUAGGCCAAUGAGGAGGGA